AUGUUAUUGGCCACUUUUUCAGUGAACGCUCAGGGGCAGGACUGGCAGACGAUUCUCGAUGAUGCAAAGGGUGAGACCGUCUAUUUCCACGCAUGGGGCGGUGACCCGCGCAUCAAUGCCUAUAUCCUGUGGGCAGCCCGUGAAGUGGAGCGCGAUUAUGGCGUUCGCGUGGUUCAUGUGAAAAUCAGUGACACGGCGAGCGUCGUGUCGCAGGUUCUGGCGGAAAAGUCGGUCGGAAAGGCACCCGGCGGUGCCGUCGACCUCAUCUGGAUCAACGGCGAGAACUUCGCCUCCAUGAAAACGAAUGGUCUGCUUGCGGCGCCCGGCUGGGCGCAAACGCUCCCCAACUGGCAAUAUGUGGACGUCGAAAACAAGCCGACGGUGGUCGUUGACUUCACCGUGCCGACCGACGGGCAGGAAAGCCCCUGGGGAAUGGCGAAGCUCGUUUUCAUGUAUGACAGCGCGCGGCUGGACACGCCGCCGUCGACCCUUCGGGAGUUGAUGGAUUUUGCCAGGGACAAUCCGGGCCGGUUCUCCUAUCCCCAGCCGCCCACUUUCUACGGCACGACCUUCCUGAAACAGGCCCUCGUCAAUACGGUCCCCGACAAGACCGUACUGUCCGAACCGGUCGACGAUGCAGGUUUCGACGAAAUCGUUGCACCCCUGUUCGCCUAUCUGGAUGAGCUUCAUCCGCAUUUGUGGCGCAAGGGCAGGGCUUUUCCCAAGAAUGCCGCCGACAUGCGCCAGCUUCUGGCAGACAGCGAACUGGACAUAGCGUUUUCAUUCAAUCCCGGGGAUGCAUCAGGCGCAAUCGCGAACGGCGAACUGCCGGAUAGCGUGCGCACCUUCGUUUUCGACGGCGGCACAAUCGGCAACACUCAUUUCGUCGCCAUUCCCUUCAACAGCUCCAACCAGGCGGGGGCGAAGGUCUACGCGAACUUUCUGUUGAGCCCCAUGGCCCAGACACGGAAACAGGAGCCUGAAAUCUGGGGAGAUCGGACUGUUCUGAAUGUCGACGCACUGCCGGCGAAUGAACGGGCGCUUUUCACAUCCCAGGAUCUUGGCCCCGCAACCCUGGCGCCGGAAGACCUUGGCCCGGUUCUGCCGGAACCGCACCCGAGCUGGGUGAGCGCGUUGGAAGAGGCCUGGACGGAGCGAUACGGUUCAGGGAGCGAGUGA
Messenger RNA from Effrenium voratum, 1179 nucleotides. The record is from the annotation of a GenBank genome assembly. Lineage: Eukaryota; Dinophyceae; Suessiales; Symbiodiniaceae.